This is a messenger RNA of Bolinopsis microptera, 835 nucleotides long. Its product is annotated as AP-4 complex subunit sigma-1-like. Bases 5 to 448 code for a protein of 147 amino acids. Gene Ontology annotation, biological process: vesicle-mediated transport; protein transport. The transcript is spliced from 4 exons. Gene Ontology annotation, cellular component: intracellular membrane-bounded organelle. Lineage: Eukaryota; Metazoa; Ctenophora; Tentaculata; Lobata; Bolinopsidae. The record is from RefSeq and is a predicted model, not a curated record.
UAGGAUGAUAGAGUUUCUGUUAGUUUGCAACAAGACGGGUGCAGUGCGAGUGUCCAGGAGUUACACUACUCGCCCCCUACCUGACCCUAGGUCCAUUCUUCACGACUGCUUGAAACGAAACAGCCCCAGCCAGUGCCCCCACUUCUUGACAAUGGAUGGGAGUGAAGAAGUGAGGAUAAUAUUCAGACAGUACGCGUCCUUGUUUUUCGUACUCGGAGUCUCCCCUGAUGACAAUGUCAUGGCUCACUUUGCCUUUAUUCACAACCUUGUUGAAACUCUCAACUCAUACUUUAGCAACGUAUGUGAACUGGAUCUGAUGCACAAUGUGGACCGAGCUCACAUGAUUCUAGACGAGAUAGUUGUUAACGGUUUUGUAACAGAGUCUAACAGAUCACGGGUACUGGCCCCCAUUGCUAUCCUCGACAAAACUGUUGAUAAAGUCAGCUGAUAAAUUGAGCUGGAUAGGCGCUAAGUAGUAAGUACUGCAGUGAACCGCAAUUGCAUUGUUAUGAAGCUCGUUGAAGACGAUCAACACAAGUUAUUAUAAAACUUCUAGAACACCAGUCGCGUAUCAACUUUAUGUUUCAAGAACGAUUUUCAAAGAACACGCGUCUGGCCCUUAUAUCAUCAAGAGAGGACACUUUGGUAUAUAGCUUGUCAGAAUUGGUGAAGAUUGUUUUGGUUAUGCAAUGCGAAAAAUAGAAUAAACAUACUGGUUUCCAAAGAGGAGCUUUCAUUCGAUUGUGGAAAUGUGUCAUGUUAACAGCUGUGCUGUGUUGUAAUUGUUAUUAUUCAGUUUGAACAUUGAUCAAGGUCCGACCCUUGAUCUCCAAGA